This is a messenger RNA of Linum tenue, 1512 nucleotides long. Lineage: Eukaryota; Viridiplantae; Streptophyta; Magnoliopsida; Malpighiales; Linaceae. The record is from the annotation of a GenBank genome assembly.
AAGGUAUGAAGCCACCGAAAAAAGAGAGAAACUUUGAAGCUGAAAUAGCGGGGGAGGAGAUAAAAAGAGAGAGAAAAUGGAUCAGCAGCAGUGUGGCCGUACAGUUUGUAACAGCAGCAGAAGUAGCAAUAUUAUUAAUGUUGGUGGCGGUGGCGGUGGCGUUGUGAUUCCGCACUCCUCUCCUUCUCCUUCUCCUUCUCCCUCUUCCCAUUCUUCCAUGGAGAUGGUGAAUGAUUCGCCCCUGCAGCCUCAACCUCAGCCACACCAUAACAUGGCUGCAGCUGCUAGGGUUUUUGGCAACAGCAACAACAGCGACCCAUCUCCCUAUUAUUUCAUGGACGGUGGCGGCGGCGGUGGUCCAAACAACAAUAGCAACCUGAUUGGCACCUCCUCCUCCAUUUCUGUCGCUAGUACUCCUAGUAAUACUACUGCCAAUACAAGUAGAAGUGUUAUGUGGUCGAUGAGGGCCAAAAUCAUGUCUCAUCCCCACUUCCCUCGCCUCCUGGCCGCCUACUCCAAUUGCCAAAAGGUAGGGGCGCCGGCGGAGGUGGCGGCGAGGCUGGAGGAAGUGUGCGGGGCGGCGGUGAUGGCGGCAAGAUCAGCGUCAUCAUCAUCAGGAGGAGUAGGAAGCAGCCGCAAUAACAAUAACAGUAGAAUAGGGGAAGAUCCAGCGCUGGAUCAGUUCAUGGAGGCUUAUUGUGAGAUGCUGACCAAAUACGAACAAGAGCUCUCCAAGCCUUUCAAAGAAGCCAUGCUUUUCCUCUCCAAGGUCGACUCCCAGCUCCGUGCCCUAACCCUACCCGAUUCCUCGCCCACUUCCGCCGGGUUUCCAGGUUCCGGUGACUUCAUCACUGGGAGGAAUAAUAAUGGAUCGUCGGAGGAUGACAUGGACGGACUCGAUGCCAGCUUCAUCGACCCACAAGCCGAGGACAAGGAGCUGAAAGUCCAGCUGCUCCGUCGAUACAGCGGAUACCUCGGCAACCUGAAGCAGGAGUUCCUCAAAAAGAAGAAGAAAGGCAAGCUGCCUAAAGAAGCGAGGAAUCAGCUGCUCGAGUGGUGGAACCGACACUACAAAUGGCCCUAUCCCUCGGAAUCGCAGAAGGUGGCGCUGGCUGAGGAGACGGGGCUUGACCAGAAGCAGAUCAACAACUGGUUCAUAAACCAGAGGAAGAGGCACUGGAAGCCAACCGAGGACAUGCAGUUUGUGGCGAUGGAUGCUGCUUACCCUCACCAUUACUAUCUGGACAACGGUGUGGGAAUGGGGAGCAAUGCAUUUCCUUUGGACUUCAAUUCCUCCGCUUCACAUCUUUGAUUUUGAUCAUCCUCGUCAUGAUCAUUUCAAUAUUGGGUUUGUCAACUUUGUUUGUUUUGAGUCUGCUGUUUGUUUAGUUGCCUUGAUUAUGGUGAUGUUGGGUUUGUGGUUUGGGAGUGUGUUUGUAGAUAUCUCUUUAUAGUUAAGAACUAGGAUUCAGCCCGCGCUCCGCCGCGGGAUACUAAUUCUGUUAUAAUUUC